Molecule: messenger RNA, 3011 nt
Organism: Symphalangus syndactylus (siamang)
Lineage: Eukaryota; Metazoa; Chordata; Mammalia; Primates; Hylobatidae
Product: ankyrin repeat domain-containing protein 30A-like
Molecular function (GO): protein binding
Source: RefSeq, a predicted model, not a curated record
AGAAGCCUCCAGGGCUCCUAAGUCAGGGGGUGGGUCCCUGGCUGCAGGAGGGCGGGAACCGACACUCAGUGCCACCCCGGAGGCUGCACCGUGCCCAGCAUCAGGGUCCAGCUCCUGGAUCGCAGGUCGAGGAGCGGCCAGGGGCGGCUAUGUCAAGCAGGCCAUGUGGCAUGGCGCCCCCCACGUUCCGCUCCAGGGAGGCCCCACAGCCCGGCAGCGCCUCAGCGGCAGUUGCCACCUGCACGCGGUGCCGGGAGAACCCGGCCGGGGCGCGUGCCUCCUUAGCCUGCUGAGGCGCAUGCGCUGCUGGCUAACGGCUCUGCUCAGCGCAUUUCUACUGAGAGAGGCCUGAGUGUGCAGGAGCUUGGCGAACACAACUUUUUACGGGUAUCGAGGCGGUGCGUGGACUGAAGAAGGGCGAGGGCGAUCGGGGAGGGGUGGGGGAGUGGCUAGGAAGGGCGAGCUGGAAGCGAGGGCCAACGGUGGGGGCUGGGGAAGGGCGAUCGGUAGGCGCGGGCUCUCUCUAGCAGGUGGCCGCAGCCAUGAAGGGGCUCCCUCCCGCCGCUGGCAAGGGCGUGCCGGGCCCGGUGCGCCAGUGCCCCUUCAGCCAGCUAGUCUAUACCAACAACGACUCCUACAUCGUCCGCUCCGGGGAUCUUAAAAAGAUCCAUAAAGCUGCCUCCCUGGGUCAAGUCGGGAAGCUGGAGAAGAUGACAAAGAGGAAGAAGACCAUCAACCUUAAUAUAAAAGACGCCAAGAAGAGGACUGCUCUACACUGGGCCUGUGUCAAUGGCCAUGAGGAAGUAGUAACAUUUCUGGUAGACAGAAAGUGCGGGCUUGACGUCCUUGAUGGCGAAGACAGGACACCUCUGAUGAAGUAUGACAGCCCAGCAUUCAUCCUCUCUGGAGAAGGCAGCAACAAGGCAUCAUCUUGGAAGGAGAUAGAGCUGCCUUCAACAGACACAGAACCUGCCAGCACCUUGAUCUUGGACUUCCCAACCUCCAGAGUUAUGAGAAAAUACAUUUCUACUCGUUAUAAAUGAUCCAUUUUGUGGUAUUUAGUUGUAUCAGCACAAAUAGACUAAGACAUGAAAUGUCCUAGUUUUGAAGCCAAUACAAGUAAAGAUAUACUAGCAAUGUACCAAACAUUAUGCAAACUGCUUUUUCCAUUAUCUCACUUAAUUUCUACUACAACUUUUUGAGACGGACACUGUUGUCCCCAUUUCACAGAUGAGAAAUCCAAAACCUGCUUGAUAAAUUUUUAAGUCGUCCAAAGUCACAUGGUCGGUAGGUGCAGAGCUAGAAUGCAAACUCAAGGCUACCUGACUCCAAGCCAGUGUUCAUCCCCUUGUGCUGCAGGACCUAACAGAGAAUGACACUGAGGCACAGGAAGUUAUGUCCAAGCUCCUAUUGUUAGGACUGGACACCCUGGACUCCAGUGCAGAACUCUUUGCAGCUCUUUACUAUCCAACUUGACAAUUUGUGCCUUAUGGGGGCUAGACACCAAAUCAUGUGUCUAGUCAAUUUCACAGAUUUAAAAUGUUUAUGUGGAGGGAAAAACACCGUUUUUUUGUUUGUUUGUUUUUGUUUUUUUUGAAACGGAGUCUCACUCUGUUGCCCAGGCUGGAGUGCAGUGCCUGGGGCUACAGGCGCAUGCCACCACACCUGGCUAAUUUUUUUUUUUUUUGGAGAUGGAGUUUUACUCUUGUUGCCCAGGCUGGAGUGCAAUGGCUCGAUCUCAGCUCACCACAACCUCCACCUCCCGGGUUCAAGCGAUUCUCCUGCCUCAGCCUCCCGAGUAGCUGAGACUACAGGCACGUGCCGCCACACCUGACUAAUUUUGUAUUUUUAGUAGAGAUGGGGUUUCUCCAUGUCGGUCAGGUUGGUCGCGAACUCCUGACCUCAGGUGAUCCGCCCGCCUCUGCCUCCCAAAGUGCUGGGAUUACAAGCGUGAGCCACCACCGCGCCCGGCCAAAAACACCAUGUUUUUUAAAAUUCCAACUCUACUUGAAAUGAGUGAAAUGGAUCACAUACUAUCCUGAUGAUUGGUUAUAUAAACAUUGGGGAUAAUGAACAAAGAAGAAUAUUCAAAUAUUAAAUGACAAAAGUAAAAACGUAAUUCUAAAUGUCAUAACAAAUUCAUUCUUCUUCUAAUCUAAAAAUCAUUUCACUAAUGAUGAAAAUACCUUUCAUCACCUGAGUUUAUCUUGUUCAGGUGACAGAGAUUUUAUAUUCAAAAUAUUGUCAUAGUUAAAUACUUUUCAUUUCUUCUGUGACUGUCUUUUGUUAAAACCCAGGCUAUACAACCCAGGGCAUAAAAGUCUUACCAUCUUUUCAGAUAGAAUUUCUCUUCCUUAUGUUAAUUUCCAAAAAAAAUCAAUAAAAUCUGUAGGUCCUGUAAGACCCAUUUUUUGCAAACUGUAUUCAAUUCAGGAAAAUGAUUAUCUCUGUUUUUAAAAAUAAAUAUGUUGUAAAUGAAAUGUAAUGCCAACACUAUGUAAACAAUAACUCUUCUGCAAUUACAAAUUUAUUUCCUUCAUGACUGCUGAUGCCUCAAACCUAGAGGAACACCAUGGAAGACAAAGAAAACUAAACAAAAACAAUUUGUUUCCUUCAAUCUUUCCUGCUCGAUUAUUACUUCCUGCAUUUUCUGACAUCUGCUUCCUGUUGCCUAUUUCUAUGUUUUGCCCUUAUAAAUGACCAAGGGAAACACUAUGAAUGGAAAAAGAUUUGCAGCAAUUGUUGGCAAAUCUCCAGUUCUGCCUCAUUCAAACAUGGAAUUAAAAUUAGAAAGGCAAUAUUAUCCUUUCACCUUUGGUUUAUGGUAAGUUGUCAGAAAUGGAACAUUGAAAUAUGCUUUCAAGGUAAGUCCACCUAAAUAUUUAACUUAUGUUUUUUUCUUUUGUCUUUACAAGCAGGGGCACUUGGGUUUAUCUGAUUGCUCCCAUUUGCAUUUGCUUACACACUCAUGUCCUUUUUCAUUUAUUCAAUAAAAGUCCUUCUUUUCCUUU